This is a messenger RNA of Thunnus maccoyii (southern bluefin tuna), 6559 nucleotides long. RefSeq lists its product as uncharacterized. Gene Ontology annotation, biological process: adaptive immune response. Gene Ontology annotation, molecular function: signaling receptor activity. NCBI's taxonomy places the organism in Eukaryota, Metazoa, Chordata, Actinopteri, Scombriformes, Scombridae. The record is from RefSeq and is a predicted model, not a curated record. The transcript is spliced from 4 exons. Bases 1230 to 1898 code for a protein of 222 amino acids. Gene Ontology annotation, cellular component: membrane.
CCCACUGAGCCUCCUCUCAGUUAAAAGUCUGAUUAGUUGGAGUUAAAGGGUUUUUUUUUUCCACCAGAUAUCUAUAUUAAAAAAUCACACACAUUUGCCAGCAUAUUUCAAUAAACGUUGCUUGUUUCUGUGAAAAUUUAAUCAAGCUACAGUUCAUCAACAUGUUAAAAACAGAAGAAUGCUUUACAGAAAUGCAGUGCACAGCUAGCAGGGAUUCAGUGAAUAUUGCAUGUUGGUGAUCUACUUUAGAUGUUCAUCCUGCUAUCUGUGUUGCCCCCCCCCCAAAAAAAAAUGACACUACAAAUUCCAGUUUGACAUGUUUAUCAAAAGUAAACAGUGUGUUUUUAUUUAGCAAAUUGAGAAAAAAAAAAACCCCUCACAGCUUAACUGCUAAAAAUGUUUGUUAAUAUGCUGGUAUGCAUGUGUGGAAGUAUGGAUUAGUAUUUUUUUAUUAUAUGAAUUACAGAUAACAUAUGAAAUCAUUGAGUCUGACCUGUAAACAAACCUUUAACUUGUGUGUAUUUGUUGUCUCGUAUUUGUCUGUGCAUAAAAAAAGGUAUUAAUCAGUUUCAGAGUGAAAGCAGGUUUUAAUCCUGUUUUCUGAAUUAUCGUUUUAUUUACAUUUGGAUCACAGAUUUACACUGCAGCACCAUGAACUCUUUAAAUGACUUCACAAAGAUCCUAGUUUAUUAGGUUCAAUCUACUGCAACAUUCUUGCAAUAAUGUACAGUUGUUGUACAGUUGUUGGUGGUAUAUUGGACUCUACUAUUUGAAAUGUUUUUAAUGUUUUGUCCAACCCUACAUGAGAGCAGACUUCAAUGAGCAAAUUACUUCAAUGAGCAAAACAAUGAGCAUGAAGUUGAAUCAACAAGUCUCAAGUUACUGCACUGCUUUACCUAAUAAACGGGAAAGUCAGUGCAUUUAGACUAAAAUGAAUAUGUGUUCAAAGUGUAGGUACUAAACCACUUCCUGUGAGGCUGCGAGGCAGCGAGGCACUGAGGAUCUAUUUAAACCACUGAAUAUCAACAACCAGGGCUUACAGUUCUGCUUCUAUCAGGUGUCUGAUCUGUCUCUCAACUGCACUUGUACACACCAGACAUAACUUGUUAUAUCAUAACGUGACCCACACUAUGAAACAGAGCCCUCGAGACAACAUUAGAUUUCAGUAUUUUGGUGCUGAAACAGUUGAUACAGUUGAUAUCACUAACAUAUAACAAGCCUAUGCAGAGAUGAUAUUUAAGAGUCUGACAGAGAAUCAGUCACUGGAGCUCUCCUGCUCCCCUCAGCAGGAACACGGCAGCCUGACGAGUCUCCACCUGUACCACCGCAGUGCCCAGAGCCAGACGACCCUGUUGUCCAUGGAUGAAGGCAGGGGGCUCAAGGUCCACCGGGAGCACGAGGGGCGUCUGCAGCUUUCUGGAGGACUGGACUCCCUGCCGGUUAAUGUAACCAUAUCCCGCUUGAAGCACAGUGACAUGGGGCUCUACAUGUGGGAGCUGAGCUACAGAGAGAACAGUUCUGACCAGAUCAUCCUCUACACUCACAAAGUUUUCUUGUUGGUACAAGGGACAUCAGGGAGGACAUGCCAGUGCUCCGCCGGUUACCCUCCUCUGCUCUUGGUCAUCUUUGCAGUAGUUGUGCUUCUUCUGCUCACGCUCAGCUGGCUGGCUAUAGAGAGAUGUGUGAAGGUGAGGCAUAAUCACACACCACAAUUUUCUGCUCCUAUCUAUGAGGAAAUGACCAGGAAGCAGCAGCAAAGUACCGGAAUCCCCCAAAAUAACCACGAGGCCCCCACACACCUGGAGGAAGUCAACUUCCCCAUCUACGCUAACCCCAGCUUCAGACAACCAGAGGACAACUACUAUGCGUGUCCCAGACAGCUCGCCCUCAGAGCCUGAUGUGACGUCUGGCAUCAGACUAAUGGUGCAGCAAACGCACAGGAAAUGAAACCAGCUCAAUGGAAAAUAUCUGAUAUUGGCGCUACAAAUAACUUCAUCAUGUCAUGGGGGGAAGAAGAAAGACCUCGGUUUGGUGGAGCGAAGAAGAUGCAUAGAGACAAACACCAAAUAAACAAAUGGCACAUUUUUAACAGCCAAGAAAAAAAUGCUAUUUUAUUAAUAUUUGAAAGAAGCUCCAUAGUUCAUGAAAUAAUUUGUUUCGGUGCAUGUCAUUUAACAAUCACAUUCUAUGAGGAGAAAGAGAUAUACAGAGAGAAAAAAAAUAAAACAUUACAAGCCACUGACUUUUCAUUAAAUCUCAGUACAGACAUUUUUACUUAAUAUUUCAAAAAACAAAACAAAAAAAGGCAAAAAAAAAAGCAGCCCUAAUCCCAAAUCCCCCAUCCCACCCUCCGAUAUCCCAACAUAACAACUGAGAGAAACAAAACAAACAAAAAAAAAAACCCUUGAGGGUGACAGGCUAGAAUCCCACAGUGCUAAAGAGUGAGACGCUCAUUGGUUUUAGGAAUACACAGCAUGGCGAUGUAGCGCUAGGUCAAUCUGAAUCAGGGGAAGGAAGCUGGAGGCGGAGGGCUUGACAUGAAUAACCUCUCCACCCCCUUAAAAAAAACAAAAACAAAAACAAAAAAAAACCAGUACAACACAUUGGAUCCCAAAAACCCCUGCAAUAGAUCAGCCACUUAGAAGUCGGCCAUAAAAUCCCCCCAUCUUCCACCCCCCCCCCCCCCCCCAAACACUUGUGCAUAGUUUCAUGAUCCUUUACAACCAGCUCAUGUUUUAUAAACAUCCUCCAAAUGUGAAAAAUGUUCCACAAAAGUCUGAUUUAUCUAUUAAUAAUACCCGCUGUGGGAGAAUGAGAGAGAGAUAGAAAGAGAGAGAGAGAGAGAGAGAGAAAGAGGAAAGAAAGAGUAAUGCACAAUGUUCCUGAUUCAGUCAGGACGGGACCUCAUUAAGAAAACACAAUAAAGAUUCAAACAUACAGCAUUUUGCAUGUUAUUCACUGUCUUUCUUUUUUUUUUAACAAUCAAAAUCAUUGACCAUUUUUGUUUUUAAAUGUAAAGCAAUUUUAAUAUAUAGAUUUAUAUAUAAAGCACUCCAUUUUCAUUUAAAGUCCAUUAUUUGGUUAUUAUGUAACUGCUACGGAUUUAGAAACAAAAGGUAUUUUCUCUUCUUCUGAAAUCCAUAACUUUCAGUGCUUAGAAUUGUUUCUUUUAAAUCAUCCUUUUUUCUUUUUUUUCUCUUUUUUUUUUUAUUUUUUACUCAUCAUAAAAAUGUACAUUAAAAUGGCGUGGAGUUGGUACUCUGGAACCCUGGCCUUCCUGAGACAAGAUCCACUUUUUCGUGUGUGUGCAAGAUAGUGAGCAAUUAUGUCUUUUUUUUUCUUUUCUUUUUUCUUGUUUUUUUUUUUUUUAUAAAGGAAAAAUAUAUAUAAUCAACAUAAAACAUACAGGCUUCAGAUAGUCCAUGAAAUCAACAUUAACACAGAACAAAGAAGGUUAAACAGAACAAAACAACACUGUUCAAUCCCAGAGUUCUGAAAGUAGCACAAUAAAUCUUCAUUCUGUGAAGUGUUGCGUUGCACUUUUUAAAAAUGGAAGCAUUUGUCCUUUUUUUUUUUUUCUUUUUUCCAACAUUCCCAUGGUAUAAUUCCUUUGUUUCGCUGAUUUUUUUUUUUUUUGAACUCCAGAAAUAAACUAAGUGUUUGUAAACUGUCAGUGGCCUUGCAGGAAAACAAACGACAACAUGAGUGAAAUGAACAUAAGUGAAAACAGAACGAAAGCUAACAAACCAAAAAGGUAGGCACCUCUGAGGUGAGCCCUAGAAGCCAAGGCUCAGUCUGAUGUCUUGUCCUUCACUCUCUCUGUUGCUCAGAUUUGGGAGAGCAGAAGUCGUUCUACCCCAAUCUAUGGCCACAGGUCUGCAAAAUACUUUUUUUGCUGCAUUUUUUUAUACAUAUGUGAUUUUUUUUUUUUCAGUUUUCUUUUUUUUUAAAUUUUUUUUUUUUUAGGUUUAUAGUCUGAAAAAUGGUGCAAUACUCAAAUAUGAUCCAUACUUUCUUGGAUUAUUCCACAAUGAAAGCCACUAAGGUAGAUAAACAUUACAUUUUUAAAAACACACUUAUUUUAGUCCUUGAGUAAACAUUUACACGUGAACUGUCCCCGUCUCCCCUCAGUACUUGUAUCAUGUUGUUCGUUUAGCUGGAUGAGGGGUGAGGCCGACACUCAGUGCAACGCUAGAGGCUAGUAACAAUUAACAUCAGAAUAUAUUUUUGACAAGCAAAAAAAAAAAAAAAAAAAAAAAAAAAAACCAAACAAAUCAACAACAAAAGUAUACUGAAUUGAAAAGAAACACAAGGCGGAAAUUCCUCCGCUGUAAUCACGAGCUCUCGCACAUAUUUUCACCUCACACACACACACACACACACACUAAAACAUUCAAUCAUACAACAUACAGUACAAGCAGCCUUGUGCAAACACUCAAAUACAACAGAUGUAAAUUUGCCUUGAUAAUCGAUCUUUGUUUUCAACAACACUCGUAUUUCAAAUUUAAUUCACUCUGAACCGAUGCUAUCAAAAAUCUCUGAAGUGUAUGAAUGAGACAAAAAACCACUACAAAAAGUGUUCACAUUACAUUAUUGGCGCUUCUUUUGAUUCAAGUAUUUGUUUUCAUUAUUUUGUAUUACUCUGAUAUGUUUAUGAUCUUGUCUUCUGGGAAAUAUAAUGUCGAAGGAGGAUACACAGGGUAAGGGCUGAAGCCAGGGCAUAGGGGGAAAGGGCUUAGGUUAAGUGGAAAACAGAGAGAUCUAGCCAUAUACACACAUACACCCGUACGUACUCUUGGAUGUAUACUGUAUAUGAACUAGCAUGUGCAUAUUCAACCCAGGCCUUUGUUUUUUUUUUUUUUUUAAAGAGAGAUUUGCUAAUUCAACUCUUUUUGGGGCCCCUGCCCCAGACCCUUGUCUGAUCCAUGAUUGAGAAGCAUAUUUUGCUCGUGCUCCAGUUUCCUUUGAGUCCGUGUGACUUUAAAAAAGGGAGAGCAUCUGAUUUCCAACACUAGACAGGUAGAUAAUAGUGCAGGUGAGGGGUGUGGGAGGGGGGCGGGGCUCUCAGUGCUGGUGCUGCGCCAAGAAAUCCAGGGCACAUCUGAGACUCGACCUCCGUCCCAGUCACCCGUCCUCCCACUCUAUUCAACUCCCCACUUCAACGCCAGUUCCUUGAUUCAAGUCCAGUGUGGAGUAAAUGCAGGUUUUCAGGAACAAACAGACACACAAACAAACAACACAGGCAAUAGUGAUUGUUUUGUUGAAUGACACGAGUCUAAAAGCGACUCUGGAAGAGGGCAAAUCCCCUAAAUUUUAAGACUUGGUACCGAACUUGAGGUGUGUCCCUGUUUCUGCUGAUACGUUGGGUCCCUGCUUGGACCCCGACCCCAAAGCCAGAUGUGCAGAAAUGACCUGUUGUAUAUAUUAGCUGGCACAACCCUCAGGUUGGAGGUCCAGAAUGAGCCUCCUGGAUACAGCUUCCCCAGAUGUGGCCCAGAGAACGAGCCUAGACGGGGCGAGUAGGCGGCAGCUUGCAGAAAAACAGAACACAGGCAUCUCAGCUUUGGAGUGCACAGCUGAAACAGACUUUUUUUUUUUUUGUAGUUUCUAGUUUUUGCGAAAAAACCUUGAUGAUAAAGAAAAAGAUAAUGUUUUUGGUUUUUAAAGAGAUGUACCCGAUGUGACCCAUAAACAGUGCACAGACACAUACAGGGACCACCCCCUCCCCUCCUCCUGCAGCCACUUAAAAAUUCCAGUCCCCUGUUGGUGAAAGACCAGCAGCACCAUUCAUCUGUCCUGCCCUUCUACUCCUUGAGCCUCCUACAGCUGGAGCUUGUGAUGUACGCCGCUGCAGCAACAAAAGAAACUUAAGUCUCGUCACGCUAAAGAUAAAUUAGGAUAAUGGCAAGGUGGAAGUAGAAAUUUGUAGAUCAGUUGGCACAAGACUGAAGAAAUGUUUGCCAACCACUAGUGCCUCCAGCAGGUCAUUUAGUGUCAUCUAGUAGCUCUGUCCACACAGUGGGAGACUAAACCCUUGAAGAGAGACUCUUUCAGUGUCCCCUUCAUUUUUUUCCAAAGGGGGGGUGGGAGGUUUUCAAGGGAAGCUGCCUGGUAGUAAAGGUUGAGAGGUAAAUGACGAUUGGCAGAUGUGGGGAAUGGCUGUGAUUUUUUUUCUAGAUGGCUGUGAACGAACACCUCCUUGUCUUUUGCAUAGAAAUGGAAGGCUGUUUAUCAGUUGAGGUGGUUCUAAGUGUAACUGAGUGCUCCCAGAGUUAAACAUAAAGCACCAGUGUGAGUGAGGCUCAUCAACACUAAAAGGAUGUGUGUGUGUGUGUGUUAUGAGACAACAUAGAGUGUGGAGGUUGCGUGCCCCAGGAUGGACAGAGGAACCUCGCUCACUAUCCUGGAGAAUCUUUUGACUACUACACACGGCUGUGGCUCAGGAGGUAGAGCGGGUCGCCCGCUGAUCAGAAAGAUCAGCGGUUCGAUCCCCGGCUCCUCCAGUCCGCAUGUCGAAGUGUCCUUGGGCAAGAUACUGAACCCCGAACUGCUCCCGAAG